ACUUACACAUGGAAAGAAUGGCCGGAGUGAGCAAGGGACAGACCUAUGGUCAACAUCUUCCCGACCAGGUUGAGCGAAUAUCGACGCUGACCGAUUCUCAGUUAGAGCUCCUCGAGGACGUACGCGAUCUCCAUGCGCAGCGGGCUGCGCUUGAGCGUGAAUACGCUACGAAAUUGCAGCUCCUCGUAAGAAAGGCUUCCGAUAGGAAAGCAAAGAAGAUGCCAGCACUAGUCGUGGGUAGCGAGCCCACCAAGGCUUGGGACGAAAAUUCAAUUCAGCAAAGCACUCUGGAGAGGGCCUACACCCAACUCCUCACCGCCAUUAGCGACACCGCUCAGGACCACAUCAACCUCGCCGACUCCUUCAAUAGUCAGAUCAUCGAGCCGUUAAAGGCCACUGAGCGGAAACAUGAGGAUGCAAAGAAGAAGCAGAUGCUGUUUUAUCAGAAGCUCUUACAAGACAGGGAUCGCGCCUAUGCGGACCGCAUCAAGAGCAAACAGAAGUACGAUCUUGAGUGCUCUGAAGUCGAUGCCUACCGACAGAAGCAGGAACGUUCUGCAGACGACCGCCAUGCUGAGAGGGCGGCGAGGCAAUACGAGCAGCAGCAGGUUGAUAUGCUCAACAGCAAGAACGCGUACUUGAUAUCUAUCGCCGUCGCCAAUAAGGUCAAAUCGAAGUUCUAUAACGAGGAUCUGCCUACUUUGGAGGACCAAUUUCAGGACCUACAUACACGCCUGGUGACUGGCUUCGUCAGCAUCCUCAAGAACGCGCAAGCCAUUCAGCAGAAGCACCUCGAUGUCGUGCGCACCCACCUGACUGCAUUCGAGACAGCGCUGGAUGCCGUCAAUCCCGCCGCAGACCAGGACCUUUUCAUCGAACACAACAUCGUGCCCUUCUCGCCACCCUCCGAUUGGGCGUUUGAACCAUGCACUAGCCACUACGAUACUGGCGAGAUGAGUGUGGAUCCAGCUCCAAAGGUCUAUUUGCAGAACAGACUGGCGAGAUGCCGAGGCAAGCUCCAGGAACUCGAGCCCGUAUUAACCUCGAAGCGCAAAGACACGGAGCAACUCGCUAAACUGGUGGAGGCUUACACUGCCGACAACGGCUUGGGCAACGUUGACGAGGUCCUUGACAACUACCUCGACGCACAACACGGGCUCACCUUCUAUUACACCUCGGACGCUGUACUAACCACUGAGAUAGAGACCAUCUCUUCUGCGCUAGGAGGAGAUGAAGGCGCGCAAAACCCGCAUUCCUUCAAGAGCACCUCCUUCUCGAUCCCUGCGACGUGCGCUUAUUGCAAGUCCUCUAUAUGGGGUCUGAGCAAGCAAGGGAAAACUUGCAAGACGUGCGGGAUUUCUGUUCAUUCCAAGUGUGAGCUCAAGCUCCCUGCAGACUGUAGCGGCACUCGUCACGGGGGCCGUGGUCACCAGCAUUCGGACUCUUUGUCUGCGAGUCUUUCUAGAACGGCCUCCGUCAUCUCGAACAGCGACUCGAGUAUUACAUCCGGGCAAGCCACUCCAACUCCGUCUUCUUUCUCACCCUCAACCCACUCGGCGGAAGAAAGCGGGCCAGCGGCUCGGGUUCUCUUUGACUACACGCCCACCUCGCCGUUUGAGUUGGCAGUAUUCGCCGAGAGUAUAGUGCAUGUGUUGGAAGAAGAUGAUGGCUCCGGGUGGGUCAAGGUAGCCGACGACUCCGGAGGGAAGGGGCUCGUCCCUGCAUCGUACAUCGAGGUCCUUGACGGCGCUCAGACGGCUAGUCGAGCGACACCGUUCCUGAGCCACUCGCAGCCAAACGUCGAAUACGUUCGCGGCAUCUACCCCUAUAAGGCACAGGGUCCUGACGAGAUCGACGUCGAAGAGGGCGCGCUGAUCUACCUAACCGAUGGUCCGAACGGGGGGCGCAACUACGCCGAUGGAUGGUGGGAAGGGACAGACUCAAGUGGGAAGAAAGGCAUUUUCCCGAGCAACUACGUGGAAGACGUACAGUAGCAUGAUCGACGAGCACCGGCCGAGGGCCCGCGACAUUCACGACGAUAGUGCGCAGCGCGGAGGCGAUUUUCACCGUUUGUCUGGACGUGGGCGCGAUAUAGGUCGUACGAACAUCCUGGUUGCGAUGCUCCAAUGUCCUUCCUUCUGGGUUGCGCCGGUAUUUUUCGUCGAUUUCGUCGAUACGAUGCCUUACAUAAUAUAUGGUUUCACC
Messenger RNA from Dichomitus squalens LYAD-421 SS1, 2205 nucleotides. RefSeq lists its product as uncharacterized. The record is from RefSeq and is a predicted model, not a curated record. NCBI's taxonomy places the organism in Eukaryota, Fungi, Basidiomycota, Agaricomycetes, Polyporales, Polyporaceae. Gene Ontology annotation, molecular function: protein binding. Gene Ontology annotation, biological process: regulation of actin filament polymerization. Bases 18 to 1994 code for a protein of 658 amino acids. The transcript has 21 exons.